Sphaerodactylus townsendi is the source of this 2155-nucleotide messenger RNA. RefSeq names its product sirtuin 7 (gene SIRT7). The transcript has 10 exons. Gene Ontology annotation, molecular function: NAD+ binding. The record is from RefSeq and is a predicted model, not a curated record. The coding region runs from base 644 to 1852 and encodes 402 amino acids. Lineage: Eukaryota; Metazoa; Chordata; Lepidosauria; Squamata; Sphaerodactylidae.
GAAACCUCCAUUCAAUAGAGUAGCUCGCACCUACAAAAACAUCAUCAGCACAGGUUAAAAUGUUCUGAGCGUAACAUGUGCAUCCAGGGCUCUUAUUUGAAUACCUGUGCCCUGAACGCGAGAGUUGAAGCGAGCGGGCUGUAGUAUGUUUUCUUGUAUAAAACUUCGCAGACAUGACCUUUUUUGAACUGGAGCUGGCUUUACAUAAAGUCGCCCUCAGCGCCAGUUUGAGACCGCCUCACGGUGAAACCAGAGUUAGACUUCGAGAACAAUGUGGGACCUUUGGCCGACUGCAGUUCCGGUCUUGCUCAACCGGUCCUGUUCCUGUUUACUGGUCGAGGGAAGCCGCAAGUCAGCAUUGUUCAUUUUUCCACAGCCAUUCUACAGAUGGCGGUAGGUGGAGUGGAGUCGCUCUAUUCCUCGGCUUCUCUAUGGUGAAGCCAAAUUUUAUAGCGAAGCUACUGUAGAAAAGAGGCUGUAUUCUACAGCCGGAAGCUCUGGAAUCGGACCCUCCCUCCAGAGAGUCAAAGUCGUAAAUCUCUAUGGCAGCAAGAAGGCGCUCUAGCAUCCCCUCUCGUUGCUUAGGCGGCCGGAAGUGGAAGUAGGCGAAGCCACCGGCUGGGCUGCUCGAUAUGCGGAGGCGAUGGCGGCUGGCAGGAGCUUGAGUCGCUCGGAACGGAAAGCGGCGGCGCGCGCCGAGUUCUUCCUUCAAGAGGAGCAGCGAGAGCGACGUAGACAGGUGUCCCGGAUCCUUCACAAGCCGGUGACUGAGCGGUGCCCCGAUGAAGCCAUGCUUUUGUCUGAGUCUCAGGAGAUCGUGCGCGACCUGGAGCGGCUUCGAAAGAAACGCGAGAGGCUGCGAUGCCGGCAGGAGGAGGUUUGUGAUGACCCUGAAGAGUUGAAGAAAAAAGUGGGCAAGCUCUCUGUAGCUGUACAGGGUGCUAAACACCUCAUCAUCUAUACAGGAGCUGGCAUCAGUACGGCAGCCUCAAUCCCUGACUACAGAGGCCCAAAUGGAGUGUGGACAAUGUUGCAGAAGGGCAGAAGCAUCAGAGCUGCAGAUUUGAGUGAGGCAGAGCCCACGCUCACCCACAUGAGCAUUGCCUGCUUGCACAAGCACAAACUGGUGCAUCAUGUGGUAUCACAAAAUUGUGAUGGGCUCCACCUGCGUAGCGGCCUCCCUCAAGAAGCCCUUUCCGAGCUGCAUGGAAACAUGUACAUAGAGGUCUGCACAUCUUGCAUACCCAAUCGUGAAUAUGUGCGAGUAUUUGAUGUGACAGAACGCACGGCCCUACACAGGCAUCAUACUGGCAGGAUGUGCCACAAAUGCGGGGCACAGUUGAGAGAUACCAUUGUCCACUUUGGGGAGAAGGGCAUCUUACAGCAGCCCUUGAACUGGGAGGCAGCAAUAGAGGCUGCAAGCAAAGCGGAUGUGAUCCUUUGCUUGGGAUCUAGCUUGAAGGUUUUGAAGAAGUAUCCACACUUAUGGUGCAUGAGCAAGCCACCCAGGCGCCGCCCGAAGCUCUACAUUGUAAAUCUUCAGUGGACACCAAAGGAUGAUCUAGCAGCCCUAAAGCUUCACGGGAAAUGUGAUGAUGUGAUGAAGCUUUUGAUGGAUAAUCUAGGCCUUCCCAUCCCUUGCUAUGACAGAACAAAGGAUCCCAUAUUCACUUUGGCUACUCCUCUGCGACCUGAAGAAAGCGACAGCCACAGCCGGAAACCUGUGGCUCCACCAGCAAGUCUUCAUGAAGUACAACUAGGCCAGCAGCAGCUGAUGUCUGCAGCUCCUCUUUCUGGUGGCUGGUUUGGCAGGGGCUGCGCAAAAGGCACUAAGAGGAAAAAACCCUCUUGAUUAUGGCCCUGCCCAAAGAGGACACUAGACUUUUAAACUUUGGGGUCCAAUUGAAGUUGCUGAAGUCAGCAAAAUAAAUGUCAUCUGCACUUAAUAUGAUCAGGAUUGCUGGGUUAACUGGAAAAAGUAGCUGCUAUUUUCAUAGAUGUUUUAUAUAAUUUUCUUACCUUACAAGCAGGAGCAAGGCCAAAGCCAGCCUAGGUUGGUUCCUACUGUGUAAGAGAUGGUUGGCAUUUAAUACUCAGGGCUGCCAGUUCUUAAAUUACAGAAAUGAUAAAACAAUAAAUGGCUGUUUCUUGGAAA